Folsomia candida is the source of this 2901-nucleotide messenger RNA. Its product is annotated as thioredoxin. NCBI's taxonomy places the organism in Eukaryota, Metazoa, Arthropoda, Collembola, Entomobryomorpha, Isotomidae. The record is from RefSeq and is a predicted model, not a curated record. The transcript is spliced from 5 exons. Bases 1381 to 2685 code for a protein of 434 amino acids.
AAUGUUUAUUAUCGGGUUGGGUCACAAGUUUUUUAUAAAUGUCAAGCGUAAGUAUUACAUAAUCAUAUUGAUGGGAAUGGCAUAACGUAUGUAUGAAUUAAGUAGCCGGCUUUUCAUAAAUAAUUUCACAAAUGUUGGAUACCUAACUAAAUGUCAAACUAUAUGUACGUGUUAAUUGUUUCAAGUAAUUAUUUGUAAAAAUAUCGUAGUUUUACAAAGAUGCAUGCUGUAUAUGUGUAACGUACAAAUCUAUUUAUUAUAUAACAUGCCAUUAAUUUCAAGUACGAGAUAAUUAAUGCAUUGUGUAGAGAUAAUAUGCCAGCAGAUUAUACUAGAUAAGUGAGUGCACAAAAUGGCACGCCAAUUUUCCUUUAUGUAUUUUUAGUGUAAUAACUGCAUUGUACGGUUCCCAUAUUUCUGGUUCAUUCUCUCGUGACAUUUACUACUAGUGGAAAAUGGCACAUAAAAUUGAGGACCAGGAUGAUUUCGAGAAGAAACUUAACGAAGCUGGAGCUAAGCUGGUGAUCGUUUGCAUUUCUGCUACUGAAUGCGACAAAUGUGCAGGAAUUGAGGAAAAGCUGCAGGGAUUGAGUUCCAGAUUUGGUGAUUGUGAUUUUCUCGAGGUUGACGCAGAUAUGACUGAUGUCGCAGACAACCUUGGAGUUUACGAGUAUCCCACCUUCCACUUUUACCGUAAUUCAAAACAGAUUCCCGAGUAUAAAGUGAGAGGAGCCGAUCUGGAGGAGUUAAAUCAAAUUGGAGAAAUUAUUGAGAAACUUAAUUAAAAGUUGUUGGAAAAUGGGACCAAAUAAAAUCAGCCUGAAUCUGACCCAUUUUGCUGCAAAUUGUUUAUUAAAUGGUCAUAUUUAAAUAAUUAUGCCCAAGCUGCUUGCGUAUUUGAAGAAACCCAAUUUUUAUUCCUGAAACGAAAUGCAACUAAACUUCACCAAAAUACUUAUGUCUAAUAAAGGUAAUUAUAUUUAGCAUGCUUAUCAAUAUUCAUAUCUCAAUUAACGACGAUAAUACUUUUGACGAAUUCAAUAAAUAAGUGAUGGAUAACGAUUUAGUAGAUGCAUGUAAACAGAAAUUAACAAAAUUGGGAAAUUGGACCAAUAACCGUUGAAAUACACCUCGUGACAGCUCGUAAAUUGCGAUGAAGCUCAUGACGAAGUAUUAAGUAAUCAAUUUUAGAUGAAGAUGAUUGCCGAAUUUGCAAUUUACCAAUUUGAGGAAACAAUUCUCAAUAUAUGAAAAUGUCGUGGCUAUGCAUAAUCAAAUUGAUCGCUGACACAAAACUUUCGAACCUCGCUGUGUAUUAUUCCUUAAUUUUGGGCCUCUCGUCAAAGCUUUAAUGAAUAAUGCUGGCAGAUUCAAGCAGAUAUGUACACAAAGCUUUUCACCAUCAGAGUGAAAAUAUUUACUCUGUGUGCACACAGUUUUUGCAAUUUUUUUACCCAAAAAGUUAAUUCAAAAAUGGAUUUAUUAUCCGGAAAGAUGUUCACACCCAACGCGGUAUCCACACUGCGUCGGUUUAUUGGUUGGAGACAAAUUACACAAUCCAUCAUUUGCGAGUGGGAUGAUGGGAACAGUUCACUAAAACUAAUUAGGAAACAGACAAAAAUCUUGAGGUUCUCUUUCGGUGUAUUAUUGGGAAGCAUCUACUCCAUUUAUCUCGUCCUCAGACUUGUCACUCUUUUGAGCUCUUCCUCCCACUUUAGCAUAGUAGACGUUCUUUGGACCUUUUUAUGGGGUUUGUACUACUUGUGGGCGGUGGGGAACUAUAUCAAUACCGUCCUGAAACAGAAAGACGCAGUUUUCUUCUUCAUGGGAAUGAUCCAUCUGGACAGACAUUUUGAGGAUACUAUCUUAUCAACCAAAAUUUCGGUGAAAUCAAAACCGAAAUGGAGGAACAUAACAAUUUUGGAAGUGCUCAUGCUUGUGGAAGACUUUAUGGUGGUAUCGUUCGCUGCCUGUGGUUCCAUUAUGGGUUUAGCUCUUUCACACAAGCCAGCAUUCAUCUCGUCACUUUUGGACCCACAAUAUCACUCCUUUCCAUUUCUGGUGGGCUUUGCACUUUUCGAAUUUUACACCAUUGCUACGACAUCUGGAUCAAUUACAUUCUUUUGCAAUUAUCUCGCAACCUACAUGGCUGUCACGUUCCACUGGGUGAACAUGUUGAGGAGAGCGUUUCUUCUGGGUGGGAUGCGAGAUACAAGGGCGCUAAGAAAUUAUUGGAAACUGCAGCUUCUAAAUGCAUAUUUUAACCAUGCCCAUACCACUUUUGUGUACCCAAUGACCAUGUUCCUCUACUUUUCGACGUCGAUUUUAACAUUUUUUGGGUCCGUUCGACUCAAGGAGACUACUCCAAUCGUCGAGUAUAUUUUGUUCCCGAUGGCAUGCUCGUUCCUUCUCAUUGUAUUUACAGCUUUGUUAUAUGGUUCGGGAUCCGUGUACUCCAGCUCGUGUGAAUUCCUCCACCGUUUUGCUAACUGUCCAGCCGUAGUCAUGAAUAAUGGGAAAAGUAAACUCGGAAACAGAUUGAUGAAUAAACAAAUUAAGGCUUUGAAACCGUUUGGAGUACAGAUCGGGACAUUUCCCUACAUUACGAAACCGUCAGUUUUAAUGGUGUAUGCGGUCUGGUCAAACUAUGCGAUUUCCUUAUUGAUUGCUGUCUCGAAUACGUAAUGCUUUACAUGCGUAAUGAGGAAGUCUAUACAUUUAUAUAACAGACCCAACUUGUGUCUGUCCAUUCAAGUGGGAAUUUGAUAAUAAUACCUAAUUAUACAUGUUUUUUACUGUUAUUAUGCAAUAGCCUGGAUGAAAACGGAAGUUGAAUUCUCACUGAUUCAGAGAGUCGUAACAUGUGUAUUUACUUAUAUACUUAAAAUAGAAUAAAGUUGC